Molecule: messenger RNA, 884 nt
Organism: Moneuplotes crassus
Lineage: Eukaryota; Ciliophora; Spirotrichea; Euplotida; Euplotidae
Source: the annotation of a GenBank genome assembly
UUUAAAUUGAAUAAGAAGUUAUCUAAAUGGAACGAACAGAACAGGAUUUCAAAGGUAUUUUGGAUGUUAAAGACCAGCUUGAGAAUUUGGGUGAAUUUAGUAUAAAAUUUGACCUGAAGAAAGGAAAAUGGGGGUAUGAGAGAUUAUAGAUGGAGAAAUGAGGGAUUUUAGAGAAAAUGAAUUUGGAGUGGAGGAGAAUAUUGAGAGGAUUUUUCAGGAAUCUGAGCAAGAAAUUGGAGUUGGAAAUCAAAAUUGGUAUAUGGGUGAUGAUUUGGAGAAAAUUGAUAAGUUAUUUGAAGAUUCACCAAAAGAAGUUAAUUCUAAGAAUUUUGAGUGAGAUUAUGAAGCAAGAACCCAUUUUCUCUCGCAAGGUAAAUCAGUAGAAGACUUAUUAUUCCCAUCUGGGUCCUUUGCUUAUCAGAAAAACUUUGCGCUGCAGAGUCAAGAAAAUUUACAAAUUCCUGCUCAGAGGUAUAAUUACAGCGAAAACUGGGCAGAUAAUAAUUCGAGAAGCCAGAAAUCGUUGAAAACUAUACAUAAUGAUCCUAUCCCUUUCACGUACACUCAGGUUCAGGAUCCUGCUGUUAGAGCCACGAUAUCCUCCAGAUCACCUUCUGAAGAAUUAGUGCCUAAUUCUAGACAAAAUGCACAGAAUUAUCAAACUUCAGAGUCUUCAAAGAAAGUCAAGGAUAUUAGAACUAAAAGACACAGAAGGCUUAUCGACCCUGAUCUUGACCCAUUCAAUGCUUCUGUACCAGACGAGCCUACAUGAAUACCCUAUAUGAUUCCUCAGAUGACUCCCCACCAUAAGAGAUAUCUUGAUCUCAGACCUCCGAGAGGGUACCGGACUAGAUGGUAAAUUCAUUUUCAAUCUUAAGGUAAAA